AUGUAUAUAAAGAUGGCCACGUUAGCAAACGGACAACCAGACAAUACCAGCCUGAGUAGCAAUCACAGCAACCCCAGCACCAACGGGCAUAUGAACGGAUUAAACCAUAGUCCCGGAAACCCAUCCACCAUCCCAAUGAAGGACCACGAUGCCAUUAAGCUCUUUAUUGGGCAGAUCCCCCGUAACCUGGACGAGAAAGACCUCAAACCGCUCUUCGAGGAGUUCGGGAAGAUCUAUGAACUGACGGUGCUGAAGGACAGGUUCACUGGCAUGCACAAAGGCUGUGCCUUCCUAACAUACUGCGAAAGGGAGUCUGCUCUAAAGGCCCAGAGCGCACUGCAUGAACAGAAGACUCUGCCGGGGAUGAACAGACCGAUCCAGGUGAAGCCAGCGGACAGCGAAAGCCGAGGAGAAGACAGAAAACUCUUUGUGGGCAUGCUCAAUAAGCAGCAGUCGGAAGACGAUGUGCGCAGGCUAUUCGAGGCGUUUGGCAACAUUGAGGAGUGCACGAUCCUUCGGGGACCCGAUGGCAACAGCAAGGGGUGUGCAUUUGUGAAAUACUCUUCACAUGCAGAGGCCCAAGCUGCCAUCAAUGCCUUGCAUGGCAGCCAGACAAUGCCGGGAGCCUCUUCGAGCCUGGUGGUGAAGUUUGCGGACACGGACAAGGAGCGUACGAUGCGGCGCAUGCAGCAAAUGGCCGGACAAAUGGGCAUGUUCAACCCCAUGGCCAUCCAGUUUGGAGCCUAUGGAGCCUAUGCACAGGCACUGAUGCAGCAGCAAGCGGCGAUCAUGGCCUCGGUGGCGCAGGGCGGAUACCUGAACCCCAUGGCAGCCUUCGCCGCCGCCCAGAUGCAGCAGAUGGCGGCUCUGAACAUGAACGGGCUGGCAGCCGCCCCCAUGACCCCAACCUCAGGUGGAAGCACGCCUCCUGGCAUAACUGCACCAGCUGUGCCUAGCAUCCCAUCUCCCAUUGGGGUGAAUGGUUUCACUGGCCUCCCGCCGCAGGCUAAUGGGCAGCCAGCCGCUGAAGCCGUGUUUGCUAAUGGCAUUCACCCUUACCCAGGUGUAUGGCACCAGAUUUCCUUCCAAGAGGCCCCCACCUUUGCAUCCUCCAAGCCUUGCCUCCAGCCACACCUCUGUGCGGCACAGAGCCCCACUGCAGCAGACCCCUUGCAGCAAGCCUACGCUGGAGUGCAGCAGUACGCAGGUCCUGCUUAUCCUGCUGCUUAUGGCCAGAUUAGCCAAGCGUUUCCACAGCCACCUCCCAUGAUCCCACAGCAACAGAGAGAAGGACCAGAGGGCUGUAACCUGUUUAUCUACCAUCUGCCCCAGGAGUUUGGGGAUGCUGAGCUGAUGCAGAUGUUCCUGCCUUUCGGUAAUGUCAUCUCCUCGAAAGUGUUUGUGGAUCGGGCGACAAACCAAAGUAAAUGCUUUGGUUUUGUGAGUUUUGACAAUCCUGCCAGUGCCCAAGCUGCUAUCCAGGCCAUGAAUGGAUUCCAGAUUGGCAUGAAGAGGCUGAAGGUGCAGCUGAAGAGGCCAAAGGAUGCUAAUCGUCCCUACUGAAGGGUUGUGGGAACCACUGGAUACAAAGCACUAGCACAGACUGUAACAUUUCUUCAAGAAAAGUAUCACAUCUGCUGACUUCGAAGGACAUGCGCUUGAAAACAAACAAACACAUAAAGUAAAAUCAGAGCAGGAGGAAGAUGAAACCGGGAUUUCUGAAGAGACACUGAUAUCACCACAGCGGCUUUUCUUCAAACAGGAGAUGCAAACCUGGAUUCUGGCAAAGGAGUGCCUGUUUGCCACCAAGGAUGCGGUUACCAUGCGAGACCCAUGGUAACAGUCACUGAGCAUCUUUAUCUGUCAUUCCUUAGCUAUAUAGGGACCAAAGGACAAAACUUUUUACCGCAGACUUGUAGCUGUAUGUAAAAU
Messenger RNA from Ficedula albicollis (Collared flycatcher), 1932 nucleotides. RefSeq names its product CUGBP, Elav-like family member 4 (gene CELF4). Gene Ontology annotation, molecular function: mRNA binding. Gene Ontology annotation, biological process: mRNA splice site recognition; regulation of alternative mRNA splicing, via spliceosome. The coding region runs from base 1 to 1563 and encodes 520 amino acids. Lineage: Eukaryota; Metazoa; Chordata; Aves; Passeriformes; Muscicapidae. Gene Ontology annotation, cellular component: cytoplasm; nucleus; ribonucleoprotein complex. The transcript is spliced from 14 exons. The record is from RefSeq and is a predicted model, not a curated record.